AUGAAGCGCAAGACCGAUGAGAGACCGUCUCUGGACGGCAACGGCCUGCCCGAAACCAAGAAGCGUGCGCUUUCCAGCGAGGAGGCCGUGGCGCGUUUCCGUGACGGCCUGUUCGACGCCGCGGAGCAGAAGAAGUACACCGAUGCCUACGCCAAGUCAAGCCCGUACUACCAUGGCGUAAUCCACCCCUUGAUCGAACCGUCUCUCCUCCGUUCCGUCCGUGAUGAAAUCCAAGAGCAUCUGUCCUUCACCGAGAAGGAGACCGACAUCUAUAAGAUCUUCCAGUCUGGAGACCUGGCAAACCUGGAUGGUCUGGACGACUCCUCCCUCUCGAAGUUGCCGUCUAUUUUGAAGCUUCGCGACGCCAUGUACUCGGCCCGCUUCCGCGAGUACUUGUCUGCCGUGACUGGCUCCGGAAAGCUGAGCGGCCAGAAGACCGACAUGGCCAUUAACGUAUACAACGAGGGAUGCCACCUCUUGUGCCACGAUGAUGUGAUUGGCAGCCGUCGUGUCAGCUACAUUCUCUACCUAACCGACCCCGACAUCCCGUGGCAGGAACAGUGGGGUGGUGCGUUGCGCCUAUACCCGACCACUACGGAGAAGGAUGCCCAGGGCGAGGAUGUGAAGAUCCCCAGCCCAGACUUCAGUCUCUCCAUUCCCCCGGCCUUCAACCAACUGAGUUUCUUCACCGUUCAACCGGGUGAGAGUUUCCACGACGUCGAGGAGGUCUACCACCCCGGCGCGAACGACGACAAGUCGAAGAAGCGCGUGCGCAUGGCCAUCAGCGGCUGGUUUCACAUUCCCCAGGAGGGCGAAGACGGUUACGAGGAGGGAUUGGAGGAGAAGCUGGCCGAGCGCAGCAGUUUAGCUCAACUUCAGGGCCGAGGCGACAUCUACGAUCUUCCGCAGCCCAAGCCGGUUUCCUGGGAAGAGCCCGAGGUCGAGGGUAAGGGCAAAGCCAAGGUUGAGGAGCACGCCGAGGGCAAUGACUUCACUGCGUCCGAUCUGGAGUUCCUUGUGCAGUAUCUUGCACCCUCUUACCUGACCCCCGAUAUCGCGGAGGAGAUGUCGGAUGCCUUCUCCAGCGAGUCCUCCCUCAGCCUGGAGCGGUUCCUCAACGAGAAGUUUGCUUCCCGUGUCAGCGCAUUCAUCGAGGACCAAGAAAAACAAUCACUCCCCGCCUCCUCCGAAGAGAUCAAGUCUCAGACUGGCUGGACGGUGGCCCGCCCCCCUCACAAGCACCGCUACAUGUACCAGCAACCCGAGUCGGGUGCCACCGAGAACCCUAUCCAAGAACUGCUGAAUGUGCUCUUCCCUUCUCAGGCCUUCCGCAAAUGGCUGUCCCUCAUCACUGGUGUCGACCACCUCAAGAGCCACAAUCUGCUUGCCCGCCGCUUCCGUCGUGGUGCUGACUAUACCCUUGCCAGUGGAUAUGAUGGCGAGGAGCCACGAUUGGAGUUUACACUCUGCCUUACCCCCUCCACGGGCUGGGAGAAGCAGGAGGAUGAGGAGGAAGAGGCCGAAAAUGGCGAGAACGGCGAGGUUCAGUCCAAGCCCAAGGAGAAGCCAAGCGGCGAUGCGGAAGAGCCAAUUGCUCUCGGUGGAUAUGAGAUCUAUAUGGCCGGGGAUGAGGACGAGGAGGAAGAAGAGGAUGAGGAUAAUGCCGAUCAGGUGCUCCGACCUAAGGAGAAGAAGAAGGCCGACCCCGCGAUCUACCGCUCUGCCGGUGCAGACGAGGACGACGGAAUCCUGUUCAGCACUCAGGCUGGAUGGAACCGUCUUAGCAUUGUGCUGCGCGACAGCGGUACCUUGAAGUUCGUCAAGUAUGUCAGCGCGGCGGCCAAGGGUGACCGGUGGGAUAUCACUGGUGACAUUGGGGUCGAGUUCGAAGACGACGACGAUGACCAUGAUGAAAACAUGGAUGACGACGAAGGCGAAGAUGAAGAAGAAGAAGAAGAAGAUGGUGAUGAUGAUGAUGAUGAUGACGAGUAG
This is a messenger RNA of Penicillium argentinense, 1992 nucleotides long. Its product is annotated as oxidative DNA demethylase. Gene Ontology annotation, cellular component: cytoplasm. Gene Ontology annotation, biological process: regulation of translational termination; peptidyl-proline hydroxylation. Bases 1 to 1992 code for a protein of 663 amino acids. Gene Ontology annotation, molecular function: peptidyl-proline dioxygenase activity; L-ascorbic acid binding; iron ion binding. NCBI's taxonomy places the organism in Eukaryota, Fungi, Ascomycota, Eurotiomycetes, Eurotiales, Aspergillaceae. The transcript is spliced from 2 exons. The record is from RefSeq and is a predicted model, not a curated record.